UUUUAUCGAAAACUUGGAAUUAGUAAUACUACGGAAAAAAAUUCGUGUACUGUACAGUAGCCUUGGUACGAGUCGCCCGAAGCCCCGCGCUACCAUCUCCGACUAUUAUAAAAGAUGGUUCAGACGAACGACGCUUCCCAGUACUCUACAGAAACAGAGAGCAGAUGUCUUCUUGAGUUGGAGUUACGAGCACUGUUGCAGCAAAGGAUCAUGGUCCUGGAUGGGGGUAUGGGAACCAUGAUCCAGCAACAGGAGCUUCAAGAGGACGAUUUCCGGGGGGAUGAAUUUAAAGAGCAUUCAUUCCCGCUUAAAGGAAACAAUGAUCUGCUUAGCAUCACAAAGCCAGAUGUCAUCUACAAAAUUCACAAGGAAUAUUUGAUGGCCGGAGCGGACAUGAUCGAAACCAACACAUUCAGCAGCACGUCUGUUGCUCAGGCUGAUUAUGGACUGUCACACAUGGCUUAUCGUCUUAACAGAGCAUCAGCGGAGCUAGCAAGAAGAGCAGCCGAUGAUGUCACCAAACAAACUGGACGUAAGCGGUACGUGGCUGGAGCGGUUGGCCCAACCAAUAAAACACUGUCUGUGUCACCCUCUGUGGAGAGACCAGACUUUCGAAACAUCACUUUUGACGAGCUAGUUGAAGCCUAUUUGGAGCAAGUCAGAGGUCUGUUGGAUGGAGGAGCAGACAUAAUUUUGGUUGAAACCAUCUUCGACACAGCCAAUGCCAAGGCAGCACUGUUCGCCAUUGAUAUGCUGUUUGAGAAGAGCUACGAAAGGAAACCUCUCUUUAUAUCAGGAACCAUUGUUGACCGGAGCGGGCGUACUCUGUCUGGUCAAACAGGCGAUGCCUUUGUUGUGAGUGUCUCACACGCUAAACCAUUAUGUAUCGGCCUCAAUUGUGCCUUAGGGGCUACAGAGAUGAGACCUUUCAUUGAGGCUAUAGGAAAGAGUACCACUGCUUUUGUAAUCUGUUACCCCAAUGCAGGUCUUCCCAACACGUUUGGGGCUUAUGAUGAAACCCCUGCAGUCACGGCCUCCAACUUAAAGGAGUUUGCAUUGGACGGACUCGUGAAUAUUGUAGGAGGCUGUUGCGGCACCACUCCGGCACACAUCAGAGCCAUCUCAGAAGCAGUCAAAGCCUGCCAACCCAGAGUUCCCGCGGAGGACAUUUUUCAAGACUACUUGCUGCUCUCAGGUCUGGAACCAUUCAAGAUAGGCCCUUACACCAACUUUGUAAACAUCGGUGAGCGUUGCAAUGUGUCUGGGUCACGCAAAUUUGCCAAGAUGAUUAUGGCUGGAAAUUAUGAGGAUGCCUUAAGCGUUGCGAAGGCACAAGUGGAGAUGGGAGCUCAAAUCCUCGACGUCAACAUGGAUGAGGGAAUGCUGGAAGGUCCAACGGCAAUGGCUCGAUUUUGUAAUUUUAUUGCUUCUGAGCCAGACAUUGCGCGGGUUCCUCUGUGUAUUGACUCAUCGAACUUUGCAGUGAUCGAAGCCGGUCUGAAAUGCUGCCAGGGGAAAUGUAUCGUCAACAGCAUAAGUUUGAAGGAAGGUGAGCAGGAGUUCCUGCUCAGGGCGUCAACUGUGAAGCGCUAUGGUGCUGCUGUGGUGGUCAUGGCCUUUGAUGAGGAAGGCCAGGCUACAGAUAGAGCCCGCAAAGUGGAGAUCUGCACCCGCGCUUAUAACCUUCUGGUUCGCAAAAUUGGGUUCAAUCCCAACGACAUCAUCUUUGACCCCAAUAUCCUGACAAUCGGGACUGGCAUGGAGGAACACAACGACUACGCUGUCAAUUUCAUCAGGGCCACCAAAAUGAUUAAGGAGACAUUACCAAGAGCCAGGGUGAGCGGAGGUCUCUCCAACCUGUCUUUCUCCUUCAGGGGAAUGGAGACCAUCCGAGAAGCUAUGCAUGGGGCAUUUCUCUAUCAUGCUAUAAAGGACGGUAUGGAUAUGGGAAUAGUGAAUGCCGGAAAUCUACCUGUGUAUGAUGAUAUUGAUAAAGAACUACUGCUCCUGUGUGAAAACCUGAUCUGGAACAAAGACGUCGACGCUACAGAGAAACUUCUGGCCUAUGCACAAAACAACGUGAAGGGAGGGAAAAAAGUUGUUCAAACAGACAAAUGGAGGGAAAAAAGUGCGGAAGAGAGGCUGGCGUACGCCCUCAUCAAGGGAAUAGAAACGCAUGUGGUACAAGAUGUGGAAGAAUGUCGGACGAAUGCCGAUCGCUACAGCCGCCCACUUCACAUCAUUGAGGGUCCUUUAAUGAAUGGCAUGAAGGUGGUCGGAGAUCUGUUUGGCGCUGGCAAGAUGUUCCUGCCGCAGGUCAUUAAGUCGGCUCGUGUUAUGAAGAAGGCGGUGGGCCAUCUCAUUCCCUUCAUGGAGAAAGAGAGAAAGGAGAUGAUAUCUUUGUCUGGGUCAGCUGAAGACAUAAAUCCUUAUCAAGGCACCGUCAUUCUUGCUACAGUGAAGGGCGAUGUCCAUGAUAUUGGCAAGAACAUUGUGGGUGUCGUCCUGGGUUGCAACAACUACCGAGUGGUUGACUUAGGUGUGAUGGUUCCUUGUGAUAAGAUUCUCAGAGAGGCCAUCCAACAAAAAGCAGAUAUUAUUGGUUUGUCCGGUCUGAUCACUCCUUCUCUCGAUGAGAUGAUCCAUGUGGCCAAAGAGAUGGAGAGACUCGGAAUGGCAACACCAUUGCUGAUCGGUGGAGCCACCACAUCCAAGACUCACACAGCAGUGAAGAUAGCCCCGCGUUACACCUCUCCUGUUAUCCAUGUUCUGGAUGCAUCUCGGAGUGUGGUGGUGUGCUCUCAGCUUCUGGAUGAUAGCUCAAGAGAGGACUACUUUGAAGACAUAAAGGAGGAAUAUGAAGAGAUAAGACAGGAGCAUUACGACUCCUUGAAGGAUCGCCGUUUUCUGUCUCUGUCCCAAGCUAGAGAAAAAGCUCUAUAUAUUGACUGGCAAUCAGCGACUAAGCCAGUGAGACCUCAGUUCUUAGGCACCCGUGUGUUUGAUCCAUACGACCUGACCAAACUGGUCGAGUUCAUUGAUUGGAAGCCUUUCUUUGAUGUCUGGCAGCUCAGGGGGAAAUAUCCUAAUCGAGAUUACCCCAAGAUCUUCAAUGACAAGACUGUUGGAUCGGAGGCCCGCAAAGUUUUUGAUGAUGCCCAGCGGCUGCUUGAUCAAAUGAUUGCUAACUCAAGUCUGACGGGGCGAGGACUGGUUGGGUUCUGGCGCGCCCAGAGUAAUGGCGACGACAUAAACGUGUACACUAAUGAUGAUACAGUGCACAGAGAUUCCCAGCCAAUCUCAGUAUUGCACGGUUUACGGCAACAGGUGGAAAAGGAUAGUGGACGUUCAGAACCCUACCUGUGCUUGGCUGACUUUGUGGCACCCAUAGACAGCGGUUUGGCUGACUACGUUGGAGUAUUUGCCGUGGGAGUGUUUGGGGCUGAGGAACUGAGUCAGCAAUUCCAGGCUGAGGGAGAUGACUACAGCAGUAUUAUGGUCAAAGCUUUGGCGGAUCGACUGGCAGAGGCAUUUGCAGAAGAGUUGCACGUUCGCGUGCGUAAGGAACUGUGGGGCUACUGUGGCGAUGAGUCUCUGCAGGCCUCAGACCUACACCGGACUUGUUAUCAGGGUAUCAGACCAGCCCCUGGCUACCCGAGCCAGCCUGAUCACACUGAGAAGAUUGCAAUGUGGAACCUUGCCGGUAUACAGGAGAGCAUUGGUAUUGCCUUGACAGAGUCACUGGCAAUGACGCCCGCUGCCGCAGUCUCUGGCCUUUAUUUCUCCAACUCCGAGGCCUCAUACUUUGCCGUUGGGAAGAUCACCAAGGAGCAGGUGGAGGAUUAUUCCAAAAGGAAAAAGAUGCGCGUCGAUGAGAUUGAAAAGUGGCUGGCUCCCAUCCUCGGUUACGACAGUGAGGUGUAGAACCGCACCACACCGCCAGUGAAAGUAGCUUCAACUAAUUGCUGUCGUAUUAUUUUGUACGCAUCAAAGCCUUCACCAUCAAUGCCAUUUGCAAAUCGGAGCUAUGCGUCAAAGGUUUGACGGUGUUGCUCAAAAUGGUACACAUAUAGUAAGGGUUGAAAUGUGAAUAAAAUGUUAAAGAUGUUACCAAGUGUUAAAUUUACAUAUCUCAUUGAA
This is a messenger RNA of Hippocampus zosterae (dwarf seahorse), 4140 nucleotides long. RefSeq names its product 5-methyltetrahydrofolate-homocysteine methyltransferase (gene mtr). The coding region runs from base 115 to 3924 and encodes 1269 amino acids. Lineage: Eukaryota; Metazoa; Chordata; Actinopteri; Syngnathiformes; Syngnathidae. Gene Ontology annotation, biological process: pteridine-containing compound metabolic process. The transcript is spliced from 33 exons. The record is from RefSeq and is a predicted model, not a curated record. Gene Ontology annotation, molecular function: zinc ion binding; cobalamin binding; methionine synthase activity.